AACGUUUCGUCCUCGGGGGCCGUCUCCACUCAGAAGAAAACAAAGGGUGGGAACCGUCCCGGGAUUUUGUUGACUCCUUUAGGGGAAAAAACUCCCAGCCGCCGCUCACGCUCAGUUUGCCCCAACCUGGAGUUACCAUCAACAGCACUGGCGUGGAUGCUCUCUUCACCCGGCCUUUGGGGACUCAGUUGCUUUUUGAUGGCGGCAGCCGCUGCUGGGUGAGCAGCCGGAGACUGUACGGUGCUCCUGCGGUCAGGUCAGGAGAGGAUAGCUUUCUCCCGCCGUCACUACCACCGGAUUGGGGCGGUGCUUUUCCCUCUUCAACCCCUCCACCCUCGAAGGGAGAAGAUGCCACUGCCAUUCGGGUUGAAACUAAAACGCACCCGGCGCUACACGGUGUCCAGCAAGAGCUGCCUGGUUGCCCGGAUCCAGCUGCUCAAUAACGAGUUUGUGGAGUUCACGCUGUCCGUGGAGAGCACUGGCCAGGAGAGCCUGGAGGCUGUGGCCCAAAGACUGGAGCUGCGGGAGAUCACUUACUUCAGCCUCUGGUACCACAACAAGCAAAAUCAGCGCCGUUGGGUAGAUUUGGAAAAGCCUCUCAAGAAGCAGCUGGAUAAAUAUGCAUUGGAACCUACCGUCUAUUUUGGAGUGGUGUUUUACGUGCCUUCAGUUUCACAGCUGCAGCAGGAGAUUACCAGGUACCAGUAUUAUCUGCAGCUGAAGAAAGAUAUCUUGGAAGGAAACAUUCCUUGUACGUUAGAACAAGCAAUUCAGCUAGCCGGCUUAGCUGUUCAAGCUGAUUUUGGUGACUUUGAUCAAUAUGAAUCCCAGGACUUCCUUCAGAAAUUUGCCUUGUUUCCUGUGGGGUGGUUACAAGAUGAAAAAGUAUUGGAAGAAGCAACCCAAAAAGUGGCCUUACUGCAUCAGAAAUACAGAAGGCUCACGGCUCCUGAUGCUGAAAUGCUGUACAUGCAGGAGGUAGAGAGGAUGGACGGCUAUGGAGAAGAGAGCUACCCUGCAAAGGAUAGCCAAGGCAGUGACAUAUCCAUUGGAGCAUGUCUUGAAGGCAUCUUUGUGAAACACAAGAAUGGAAGGCCUCCUGUGAUAUUUAGGUGGCAUGAUAUUGCUCACAUGUCCCACAAUAAGUCCUUUUUUGCAUUAGAGCUGGCCAGUAAAGAGGAGACCAUCCAGUUUCAAACUGAAGACAUGGAAACCGCAAAAUAUGUGUGGAGACUCUGUGUUGCGCGACACAAAUUCUACAGACUAAAUCAAUGCAGCCUGCAAACCCAGACUGUCACAGUGAACCCAGUUCGGAGGAGGUCAUCUUCAAGGGUGUCUCUGCCUAAGCCCCAGUCCUAUGUGAUGCCUCCCCAGCCCCAGCUGCAUUAUAAUGGACAUUAUACAGAACCAUACACUUCCUCCCAAGAUAACCUCUUUGCCACCAAUCAGAAUGGAUACUAUUGCCACUCCCAGACGAGUCUGGAUCGAGCCCAGAUUGACCUCAGCGGUCGGAUCCGAAACGGCAGCGUAUACAGCGCGCACAGCACCAACUCCCUGAACAACCCUCAGCCCUACCUGCAGCCCUCCCCCAUGUCCUCCAACCCGAGCAUCACUGGGAGUGACGUCAUGAGGCCCGACUACGUGCCGUCACACCGCCACAGUGCCCUGAUCCCGCCGUCGUACCGCCCGACCCCGGAUUACGAGACGGUCAUGAAGCAGCUCAACCGGGGAAUGGUGCCCGCCGAAAGGCAGAGCCGCUCGCUGCGAAACCUCAACAUCGGCAACUCGUACGCCUACAGCCGGCCCGACGCGCUGGUCUACAGCCAGCCGGAGAUUCGGGAGCACGCGCACUUUGCCUCCCCGCAGUCGGCGCACUACCCGUUCAGCCUCAACUACAGUUUCCACAGCCCGUCCCCGUACCCGCACCCCGCCGAGCGGCGGCCCGUGGCGGGCGCCGUCAGCGUGCCCGAGCUGACCAACGUGCAGCUGCAGGCGCAGGACUACCCGGCCCCUAACAUCAUGCGCACGCAGGUGUACCGCCCGCCCCCGCCCUACCCGCCCCCGCGGCCGGCCAACAGCACCCCGGACCUGUCCCGCCACCCGUACAUCAGCAGCAGCAACCCCGACCUCAUCACCAGGCGCGUGCACCAUUCGGUGCAGACGUUCCAGGAGGCCAGCCUGCCGGUGGCGCACUCCCUGCAGGAGGUCAGCGAGCCGCUCACGGCCGCCCGGCGCGCGCACCUGCACAAGAGGAACAGCAUCGAGGUGGCCGGGCUGGCGCACAGCCUCGAGGGCCUGCGGCUGAAGGAGCGCACGCUGUCCGCCUCGGCCGCUGACCCGCCGCCGCCGCCGCGGCCUGUCUCCGCGGGCUCCCAGCCCUGCGGCUUCCCCGAGAGGGCCGAGCGGGACGAGGCGGAGGAGCAGGGAGGCCUGGGCUAUGGCCACAAGAAGUCUCUCUCGGACGCCACCAUGCUGAUCCACAGCAGCGAGGACGAGGAGGACCCGGAGGAGGACGUGGCCAUGCUGGAGGUGCCCCUGCUGCCGGCCCGCGCGCCGCGGGGCCGCCACUCCCCCGAGCCUCCGCCUGGCCCGGCCCGUGGGCCCUGCGCCCCGGUCCCUGCCGCUCUGGGCCCGGGCCCCCUGCACGGCCGCGAGCCCGGGCCCCAUCUCGGGGAGGCCCUUCGACCCCGCAGAGAGGGGCUGCUCACGCCCUCCAUGUCCGAAUCUGAUCUCACCACGUCGGGGCGCUACCGAGCCAGGAGGGACUCCCUGAAGCAGCGGCCGGUGUCAGAUCUCCUCUCCGGAAAGAAGAACGUCGUGGAAGGCCUUCCGCCGCUAGGGGGAAUGAAAAAGAGCCGGGUAGAUGCAAAAAAAAUUGGUCCUCUCAAAUUGGCUGCCCUAAAUGGACUCUCCCUGUCUCGACUGCCUCUGCCGGAUGAAGGAAAGGAAGUGCCUGCCAGAGCCACCAAUGACGAGAGGUGUAAAAUUCUGGAACAGCGGUUAGAACAGGGAAUGGUAUUCACAGAAUAUGAAAAAAUUCUUAAAAAACGGCUAGUUGAUGGGGAGUGCUCAACAGCACGACUCCCUGAAAAUGCAGAAAGAAAUCGAUUCCAAGAUGUCCUUCCCUAUGACGAUGCCCGAGUGGAGCUGGUCCCAACUAAAGAAAACAAUACCGGCUACAUCAAUGCGUCUCAUAUUAAGGUCUCUGUCAGUGGAAUUGAGUGGGAUUAUAUCGCCACACAGGGACCAUUACAGAAUACCUGUCAGGAUUUCUGGCAGAUGGUGUGGGAACAGGGAAUUGCCAUUAUAGCCAUGGUGACAGCGGAAGAGGAGGGCGGAAGGGAGAAGAGCUUCAGGUAUUGGCCACGACUUGGCUCCAGGCACAACACCGUCACCUACGGGAGGUUUAAGAUCACAACCCGGUUCCGCACGGACUCUGGCUGCUAUGCCACCACCGGCUUAAAGAUGAAGCACCUGCUCACGGGGCAGGAGAGGACAGUGUGGCAUCUCCAGUACACAGACUGGCCUGAGCACGGCUGUCCGGAAGACCUCAAGGGGUUUUUGUCAUACCUCGAAGAGAUCCAGUCUGUUCGACGCCAUACAAAUAGUACCAGUGAACCAAAAAGCCCCAACCCUCCCUUGCUGGUCCAUUGCAGCGCAGGAGUGGGAAGGACUGGCGUCGUCAUCUUGUCGGAGAUCAUGAUCGCCUGUCUGGAACACAACGAGGUGGUGGACAUCCCAAGGGUGCUGGACAGGCUGAGGCGACAGAGGAUGAUGAUGGUGCAGACCCUCUGCCAGUACACGUUCGUGUACCGAGUGCUCAUUCAGUUCCUGAAAAGCUCAAGGCUCAUAUGAGCUCCCACAGCUUGUCACGGGGACCGAUGGAUCAUGGGAAGCGUUUACAGCGAAAAGAAGUGCUUGCCUAACUCCUACUUCCUCCGGCACCCUGGGCCGCCAGAGACCGUGUGAAUGGAUGACGGGCACUGAAGGCACUGUGCCGAGCAGGAGGCCAAAGUCGGGAGGCUUGGCCCGGGAAGGAUGCUGAGGGAGAAGGACUCGGUUCCCAGGGCCUCGCCCAGCUCCGGUCUGUCCCAUUUGCGGUACUUGCACACUUUGUGGAGGUUGUGUUUUCCAGACAAUUCUCUGUUUUACUGAAGCUAUGCUGGGCAACUCUGGCAAUCAUUAAGGCGCAUAGAUUUCUAUCUUAAACUAGUUUUUGAUAAUGGAAUUUUAUUUUAUGACUAAAGUAUUUGAACUUUCUAGGCGGAUGGUCCACAGGUGUGAUUGGUUCCUGUAUAAGUUUGUAUUUAAAACCAUGUUGCUGUUUCUCGUUACUUCUUAAAAACCUUGGGUACUUAACAGUUUAGUUACCAAACCCGAAACUACGAGAAGAAUCUAAAAGUGUUAUUUUCAAACACAGAAAGCAUUUUUAUAUUCAGAAAAUUUCUUAUCCUAAAAAUUCUAUAUAUUUGUACCUUCUAUUUUUUCCAGACGAGAGUUCAUCUCAACUCAUUAAGAUACUGAAAUGAAUGAAGGCACAUGAUUGAAAAUGUAAGAGAAUAAUCGGAUUCACCGUUUUAUUCAGUAUUAUUUGUAAACCCAAACGAGUUCGAUUUUUCAUUGGUUGAAAAUGAAUUGAAAAACCAUUGCAUCGGAUGGUUUUAAGCACUUUUUUUUUAUUAAAAACAGAUCUGAGUUUUGACAUGUGCUGCUUUACAGAUGAAACAGUAACAGUGGACAUUGCUCCAGAAGGAGUGUUUUGGAAGAGCUGAGGAAUAAGUGUAUGUAGGAUGGUUGGGGCAAGAUGAGUGUGGCAUAAGUACAAGAUGCCUUUGGCCAAAGUACAGUAUUAACUAUACUCGGACUGCGAGGCUGGGGUGGAGAGAGGGGGAGCUUGGGAGGGUGGGGGCCGAGCUGCCCCCAGACGGUGGGUAUCCCCGGGAAAUUCAAGAGCCAUCCCUGUCAGUGACUCUUUCCCUGGAGUUUCUUAUACCUCAACUCCUUUUCUAAUAAAUAAAGUCAGGUUUCUGUGACCAUCAAAAGCCUUGAAGGGGCUUUCUUUUCUUUUGGUUGAAAGAAGGGAAGAGUUGCUAAUAGUUUCACCUCAUUUCCCAAAACUGCGCCCAUACUUGUGGGGCCACCCGGGAUCGCUGUGGUAUUCAGGAGGUGCUCGGGUUUUAGCUCCCCAACCUCCUGACUUCACCCCUGAGGUCAGUUUUAGCUUCUUGGGCCCCCCUCUCCCCCCAGCCCCCAUCCUUUUCAGAUGCGCCGAGUGCCGGUGGGCAGAACCAGGCUGAGUUAGAGAAGGGAGAGUGUUGCCUUUGGUCCGGGCUAAGAUGGCCUUGUCACGGAGGGACUUGAGUAGGUCUGAGGACUAAUUGGAACAUUUACCUGAGGAACCAUGUCGUAUUUCCUUCCGAGGCUGCGUCUGUACAAUGCACAGCUUCCACAAUGUCACAUGCAGGGUUCUGCCCCUACUUAGGAUCUCCUAGGGGUGGUUCCGAUUCCUCCGUUCACCCCUAAAGCAGCGUAAGUCACUGUGGUGACCACGGAGUGUGUGUGGUCACCUGGGAGGCAGGAUUUCCUUCAUACGGUGUGGAUCUGCCCAUCUCUAAGUCACCCAGAAACCACCCACCGAAGAGGAAAAUUCACAAGAUACUAAUGAAAGCGAGAGGUGGAAGUGGACACAAGCGCUCACCUAGGGACAAAAUGUUCCUUUUAAACCGGAAGUUGUUUUAAGAGUCCUGUUUAAGUAACAGUAGACCCAAGUGUGAAUAUUGACAAAGAGCUCCCAGAAGAACGGAAUAAGAGUUUUUUAUGGUCAUGUUUCCCGUCUCCACACCAUGUAAAGGACAGGAACGUUUGCAGUGCUUUCUUUUCUCCCGCGGUACGUUUUUUUUAAAAUGCUUUUCUGUCAGGUUUACACAUUUUGAAGUGUCCCAAUGACAAGAACAUACUGUAAAACAAAAAUCCGAAGAGUAAUAUAUGGUAUAUUUGUCGUCCAGUUGUAAUAACUGUAAGAAAAUUACUUUUGAGGGCUACGUCAUACCGUUUAAAUGUCACUCUUAAAACGUCGCAUGUUUGACAUAGCUUCUAAGAUCCAUGUCAUUUAUUGUCCCUUUUGAAUAAACUUUUCCAGUUAGUGAAUGUCAAAGUACUUCUAGAUAAAAAUAAAUCUACAUUACUGGACUCGGAAAUGAUGUGAUUUUCCAGAGUGAACUGUGUAACAUGGACACUUGGUAGGAUGUUGCCAUCUGCCAAGCCUCCGCGGUGCUUUAGUGUCUCAGUGUCUUUUAGUCCCUUGAGGUUCUACGUUUCAUGUCAAAAUUACCAAGAUGUACAUUUCCCCAAAAAGCAAGUUAUGAGCCGGUGUUUCCCAGAAGAUCCAUGUUGGCAUCUCUGGCAUCAGUCUUCCUGAUUAGUGGGGUCUUUAAAAAAGAUUUUUAAGUAAUCUCUACACCCAACGUGGGGCUCAAACUUACGACCCCGAGACCAAGAGCCACACACUCCUCCCGACUGGACCAGCCAGGCGCCCAUAGUCUCUUGAUGAAAUGUUCUCCCUGAGAGUUUUGAGCACAGAAAGUAUUCAUUUGGGAAGUUAAUUGUAGUCACGAUUAAUCACUUUUUUCCUGGAACACCUACUGUGAAAUACCCUGAAAGCCCUGGUAUUUAGCCUUUAAAACCCUUUGGCAGAAAUAAAACAGAAGGUGGACUUAGGCUCCCUCAGAAGCUCCCAGAAAGAGCAAGGUCUAAACAGAAACACAAAGGAGGGGAGUGUCAGGCUGUAGGACCGAGUGAUGAGAGCAGCAGAGCCGACUUUUUUUUGAAGCUUUUUUUAAAUUGUAAUGUUUAUUUAUUUUUGAGAGAAAGAGAGCGUGAGGGGAGAGGGAUAGAGAGAGGGAGACACAGAAUCGGAAGCAGGCUCCAGGCUCCAAGUUGUCAGCACAGAGCCUGACGCGGGGCUCGAACUCAUGAACCGUGAGAUCAUGACCUGAGCUGAAGUCAGAUGCUCCACCGACUGAGCCGCCCAGGCGCCCCUGAAGCUUUUGUCGUCACAAGAAAACAGCCCCUUCAGAUGGGUUGACAUGGUACUAUUCACAACAUUAAGAAAAUACAAAUGUACAUAUAUAACAUAUAUAAUAUAAAACUUUGUACGUUUUAAAAUCUACAAUUGGAGGUCAGCUGUACCUUAGGAACAGGCUUGAGAUUUGCACGAACAAAUGGAAACAAGAAUUACUGUUUAUUGUAAAUCACUUUUAAAAUCAGGCUUGUUAAAAAGUUUACUUAAUUCAAGUGAUCUCUACACCCAACAUGGGGCUCAAACUCACAACCCUGAGAUCAAGAGUCACAUGCUCCUCUGAGCCAGCCAGGCGUCCCUAAAAUCAGAUUUUUAAAGGGAAUUCUUUGGUAUAUAAACUUAGGGAACUUGUUUCCCAUCAGGAUUUCAUGUGGAAUAAGCUAAAACUAUCUUUUUCCAGUUUAAAGUCUAUUAAAAAAAAUUAAA
Acinonyx jubatus (cheetah) is the source of this 7504-nucleotide messenger RNA. It is a transcript of the gene PTPN21, whose product is annotated as protein tyrosine phosphatase non-receptor type 21. The transcript is spliced from 19 exons. Gene Ontology annotation, biological process: protein dephosphorylation. Gene Ontology annotation, molecular function: protein tyrosine phosphatase activity. The coding region runs from base 349 to 3855 and encodes 1168 amino acids. Gene Ontology annotation, cellular component: cytoskeleton. The record is from RefSeq and is a predicted model, not a curated record. NCBI's taxonomy places the organism in Eukaryota, Metazoa, Chordata, Mammalia, Carnivora, Felidae.